Molecule: messenger RNA, 207 nt
Organism: Opisthorchis viverrini
Lineage: Eukaryota; Metazoa; Platyhelminthes; Trematoda; Opisthorchiida; Opisthorchiidae
Exons: 1
Source: RefSeq, a predicted model, not a curated record
AUGCAGCCGGCCAGACAAGGUCGCCAGACAAAGGCUGAUAACCAUCAGUGCGACAAAAAUUUGGUCAUGUGCACGUGUGCGUGGGAUGGUGGUCGAAGCGAACUCAGUGGAAAUGCUGAGACAGAUCUGUCAAUGCAUUCAUUUUCUGCGCUGCACAAACACACGGAAGCAGUGCAACGACCAGCGACAGAGCGGGAGAAGCAAUGA